Molecule: messenger RNA, 1043 nt
Organism: Medicago truncatula (barrel medic)
Lineage: Eukaryota; Viridiplantae; Streptophyta; Magnoliopsida; Fabales; Fabaceae
Product: gamma-secretase subunit APH1-like
Exons: 7
Coding region: 50-799 (249 amino acids)
Biological process (GO): positive regulation of catalytic activity; protein processing
Cellular component (GO): membrane
Source: RefSeq, a predicted model, not a curated record
GAGAGAGAGAGAGAGAGAGAGAGAGAGAGAGAGAGAGAUUUGAAGAAGAAUGACAGUAGCAGCAGGAAUCGGGUACGCGCUGAUAGCACUAGGACCAUCUCUCUCCAUCUUCGUUUCCGUCAUUUCCAAAAAACCAUUCUUAAUUCUAACUCUUCUCGCUAGUACACUAUUAUGGCUUAUAAGCUUAAUUGCUUUGUCUGGUAUAUGGAGAGCUUUUCUUCCAUUCAAUCCAACUGCUGUUUGGCCUUAUGCAAUCCUCAUUCUCUCUUCUGUUGCUUUUCAAGAAGCUCUUAGACUUUUCUUCUGGAAAAUAUUCAAGAGGUUAGAAGAUAUGUUAGAUGCUUUUGCUGAUAGAGUAUCAAAGCCACAUCUUUUCCUGACAGAUAAGAUGCUGAUUGCUCUGGCUGGUGGUUUGGGUCAUGGUGUGGCCCAUGCCGUGUUCUUCUGUAUCAGCCUAUUAACUCCUGCAUUUGGUCCAGCUACAUAUUUUGUUGAUAAGUGUUCAAAAAUUCCAUUUUUCCUUCUUUCUGCGGUUAUCGCUCUUGCAUUUGUCACCAUCCACACCUUUUCGAUGGUCAUUGCAUUUAAUGGGUAUGCAGAGGGGAACAAAGUGGAUCGUUAUUUUGUUCCCAUUGUUCACGUUAUUGCAGGAAUGCUGACAAUGGUAAAUUUGGCACCUGGGGGUUGCGCUGUUGGCAUUCCUCUCCUUUAUUUCACUGCAAUCUUGACCUUAAUUCAUUGUGGGAGGAUGGUUUGGAGAAGAUUGACAGAAAACCCAAUCAGACCAAGUCACUCGUAGAGCAGGUUUAUAAAAGCCUUAGUGAGAGAAGCUGAAGUCUUUAGACAUUUUAUGUCCAGCAAAACUAAAUAGGUAAUUAGAUUAGUAAAGAGAUCAACAUUAACGCCUCAUAUGAAAUUUCACUUUAUGUCGAUGUUGAACUUUCGAAUUUUAGAAUAUAUACUCUGUUAAACUGGUGUAUUGUAACAAGUGUAUAUGUAUAUGUGUGUUUUCACCUUGAAAUGAAACCAUCUUUUAAGUUGCA